AUGCUCAGCGGGCCGCCUCGGCUCGUGCCCUUCCUCUUCGUGGCCUUUGUGCUGGCGCUAGUGGUGUGGUAUCGUCACGGCGUGUCAGGCACAGGGGCCAGCGCGUCGCUGUCGCCAUGGAAGCUCGGGUCCGCCUUGUCGACAGAGCGGCCGUCGUCGCUGCGGCCGGGAGUGGAUCCACUGGACUUCAGCAUUCCGUUGCGCUUCUCCGAGGGGCAGCCCAAGCCCGCAGGCAGCAACUACACAUUCAAAAUCGUGGUGCCCAAGACGACCAAGGAAGACCUGGAAUGGAUGCAGCAGGAGAUUCCACAUGCGCCGCUGGUCGUCUACGAGGUCGACAACGACAAGGCGGAGAACAAGGUGCCCAAGAACAAGGGCCGUGAGGCUAUGGUCUACCUCAGCUACAUCAUCGACCACUAUGACGACCUCCCCGACACCUCGCUCUUCAUGCACGCCCACCGCCAUGCGUGGCACAACAACCAGCUCAUGGGCCUCGACGCCGCCCAGAUCGUCAACCGCCUCAACCACGACCGCGUCGCCCGCCUCGGCUACAUGAACGUGCGAUGCCACCACGAUCCCGGCUGCCCGGACUGGAUCCACAUGGACCGCCCCGGCGGCGAUUUCGACUUCUUCCACAAGCCCGAGGAGAUCUACUGGCGCAAGAGCGUCUGGGAGGAGAUCCACCCGGGCGCCCCCAUCCCGCCCUCCAUCUCGGGCAUUUGUUGUGCCCAGUUCGCCGUCUCACGCGACAGGAUUCGCCAAGUGCCUCUCGAGCGCUUCCAGCACUACCGCAAGUGGCUGCUCACCACCGGCAUGGAUGAUCAGUUCUCCGGUCGCAUCUUCGAGUACAUCUGGCACUAUAUCUUCACCGGCCAUGAAAUCUACUGCCCAGCCAUGAACACGUGUUACUGCGACGGCUACGGCAUCUGCUUCGGCGGCCGCCAGAAGUUCGACGACUACAUCAAGAAGCAGGACGAUCGCAACGCAAAAUGGAAUCAGCUCGACGAAUUCAACAAGCGCGCAGACAAGGCCAAGGAAGACGGUAAAGAGCCCGACUUUACAGACGCCGAAAAGGUCACCAUGGACACGCUGAAGCGCACAAUUGGCGACAUGGACGUUGAGCUCGACAAGCUAAGAGAAGAUGCAAGGAAGCGGGGCGACGACCCCAAGCUGAGAGCAGAGGAGACGGAGACGUACGACUCCUCUCACAUUUGGGACUAUGCACCCCACGGCGAAAAGCUCUGA
Messenger RNA from Ascochyta rabiei, 1245 nucleotides. RefSeq lists its product as uncharacterized. The coding region runs from base 1 to 1245 and encodes 414 amino acids. Lineage: Eukaryota; Fungi; Ascomycota; Dothideomycetes; Pleosporales; Didymellaceae. The transcript is spliced from 2 exons. The record is from RefSeq and is a predicted model, not a curated record.